Messenger RNA from Ictidomys tridecemlineatus (thirteen-lined ground squirrel), 1866 nucleotides. RefSeq names its product calcium binding protein 1 (gene Cabp1). The record is from RefSeq and is a predicted model, not a curated record. Lineage: Eukaryota; Metazoa; Chordata; Mammalia; Rodentia; Sciuridae. Gene Ontology annotation, cellular component: cytoplasm. Gene Ontology annotation, molecular function: calcium ion binding; calcium channel regulator activity.
GGGCCCCCUGACUGGAGCUGCCUGCUCUUCAUCCAUCUGGAACUGCCAGGGGCGAUGAGGAUGCGUGCUUGUCCAGCUCACUGCUCUUCGGAAAAGGCAUACAUCUCCCUGGGGGCUUGUGUAUGUGUGCAUAUGUGUGGCGUGUGUGUGGUGAGUGUCUGUGCGUGCAGGGCUGUGAGCUCUGAGGCACCCUGGCGUUGGGGGUCCAAACUAGCCAGCUUCUCCUUCUGGAUCUGCUGGCCUAAUUCCCAGCUGCAGCUGCCACCCUGGGUCCCCUCCCUGAAGCAAUCUCCCUGCAGCAGAGAAAAGGAGGGGGGGUGAGGGAAGGGGAGAGAAGCAGAGAGAAGAGGACUCAGCUCUAAUCUGAUGUAGAUGAUCCGGCAGGCUGCCCAGCUCGGCUGCCCUCUACCAUCAUCUCUCCAGGCGAUUUUCUCUGUGCCCUGCACUCUCCCCUUCUGCCUUCAUCUCCUUAAGAAAGUGGCCAGAAAGUUAAACACAGACACACAAACACACACACACACACACAAUCCACCAAAAAAAAAAAAAAUCAAGAGAGCAGGAGCAGGCAGACGGGUAAGAGAGCACGCGCGCCAGAAAGAGGGCUCAGCUUGGUCUUGGAGGAAGAGCGGCACAGGCAGAGGGAGGCUGGGGUUGGCAGUGACCCAGACCGAGGUCUCCUAGCCCCCAAGGAGCCUCCUUCAUGGACCCGAGGAUCCCAAGAGGGGCUGCCUGAGCUUAGGAUGGGCAACUGUGUCAAGUCGCCAUUGAGACAUCUCUCCAGGAAGAUGCGCCAGGAGGAGAAGACCAGCUACAUGGUGGUGCAGACAAGCGAGGAGGGGCUGGCAGCCAGUGAUGAGCUCCCCGGACCGCUCCUGAUGCUGGCCCAAAACUGCGCCGUCAUGCACAACCUGCUGGGCCCUGCUUGUAUUUUUCUGCGCAAGGGUUUCGCCGAGAACAGGCAGCCUGACAGAUCACUGCGACCAGAGGAGAUCGAAGAGCUACGAGAGGCCUUCCGAGAAUUUGACAAGGACAAGGACGGCUACAUCAACUGUCGGGACCUGGGCAACUGUAUGCGCACCAUGGGCUACAUGCCCACCGAGAUGGAGCUCAUUGAGCUAUCCCAGCAGAUCAACAUGAACCUGGGUGGCCAUGUGGAUUUUGAUGACUUCGUGGAGCUAAUGGGGCCUAAACUCCUGGCAGAGACGGCCGACAUGAUUGGAGUAAAGGAACUGAGAGAUGCCUUUCGAGAGUUUGACACCAACGGUGACGGGGAGAUAAGCACCAGUGAGUUGCGAGAGGCCAUGAGGAAGCUCCUGGGUCAUCAGGUGGGGCACCGAGACAUAGAGGAAAUUAUCCGAGAUGUGGACCUCAAUGGGGAUGGACGAGUGGACUUUGAAGAGUUUGUCCGGAUGAUGUCCCGCUGAGGCCGCAAGGGCCCCUCCAGGACUGCCAAGCUCCCACAGCGGGGAGGGGAGAAGAGGAGCCAGAGCUCGCCUCGCCCCGCCCCCGCCGUAGCCGCCGAGAGCCCAGGAUGUACUGGCGGAUGGGGCCUGCCUGCACCCCGGGGAGGUGCCCACCCCGGACCCCCACCCCUCCGCACUGUGAAAGACUCACAACUCCUGCAACUGGAAAAGGGGGCGCCCGCCGACGAUGAGGAGGCCACAGUGCCAAGCCGGCAGAGGUCACGCCAGGCGCCAAGUGCCAUGUACCCAGCCGCUGCUGGCUGGGUGGGCCAGGGAGCCCGCCAGCAGACCCCACACAGCAUGUCUGCCCCGGGGCAAAGCCUGUCGCCGCCCUCCUUCGCUCUAUGCCCGUCCCAGCUCGCCUAGCCCUGUGAUCUCAGAACCAAUAAAAAUAUUUCCAAGA